GCAGGGGGAGGUGAGCAGAGCCGAGCCGAGCCUGCAGGCGAGGAGGAGGACGGCGAGAGAGGCCCCGCCCCCGCCUCUCCGAGCCGGCUCCUCACCGCCUCCGAACCCGCUCACUUUGCCUCUCGCCUCUGGACGGCCGCGGGCGGCUGCCGGAUCCGCGGCCGGAGGGAGCGCGGGAGACGGGGAGACAUCCUGCACCGGCGCCUCCUCUAGGCGCCUGCACCCCUCAGGGGGUUGGCGCCGCCGCCUUGGAGAGGGCAACCCGGCGGCGGAGGGGGCAUCCCCCGGGCGCGAGGGGCGGCGGCGCUGACACAGCCUGGUUCCCUGCCAGUGGGGAACAGCGCUGGCGCCAGGGGGGACUCCCCAGCCAUCUUCAGGUACCGCAGCGUGGAAGGCGCGCGGCCACUAGCGACGGUGGGCUGCCUUAGAGGCUAGAGCCGAAGGGCUCCUGGGCCGGCUAAGGGCAGGAGCGGACUCCCGAGGGAGAGCGGGCCCCGACGGCGCGCUCUCCCGUCGGCCAAGGGCAGGCAGGCCCUGCACGGAGCCUGGGGAGCGGCCAGGGCUCCGGGUUGGCUAGCCAUGACCUUCGGGCGCAGCGGGGCGGCCUCGGUGGUGCUGAAUGUGGGUGGCGCCCGGUACUCGCUGUCCCGGGAGCUGCUGAAGGACUUCCCGCUGCGCCGCGUGAGCCGGCUGCACGGUUGCCGCUCAGAGCGCGACGUGCUCGAGGUGUGCGACGACUACGACCGGGAGCGAAACGAGUACUUUUUCGACCGUCACUCCGAGGCCUUCGGAUUCAUCCUGCUCUACGUGCGCGGCCAUGGCAAGCUUCGCUUCGCGCCGCGGAUGUGCGAGCUAUCCUUCUACAACGAGAUGAUCUACUGGGGCCUGGAGGGCGCGCACCUCGAGUACUGCUGCCAGCGCCGCCUCGACGACCGCAUGUCCGACACCUACACUUUCUACUCGGCCGACGAGCCGGGCUUGCUGGGCCGCGACGAAGCGCGACCUGGCGGGGCCGAGGCAGCUCCUUCCAGGCGCUGGCUGGAGCGCAUGCGGCGAACCUUCGAAGAGCCCACUUCGUCUCUGGCCGCGCAGAUCCUGGCCAGCGUGUCGGUGGUGUUUGUGAUCGUGUCUAUGGUGGUGCUGUGCGCCAGCACGCUGCCGGACUGGCGUGCCGCGGCCGCAGACAACCGCAGCCUGGAUGACCGGAGCAGGUACUCCGCCGUCCCUGGGAGGGAGCCCUCCGGGAUAAUUGAAGCUAUCUGCAUAGGUUGGUUCACUGCAGAGUGCAUCGUGAGGUUCAUCAUCUCCAAAAACAAGUGUGAGUUUGUCAAGAGACCCCUGAACAUCAUUGAUUUACUGGCAAUCACACCGUAUUACAUCUCCGUGUUGAUGACAGUAUUUACAGGCGAGAACUCUCAACUCCAGAGGGCUGGAGUCACCUUGAGGGUGCUUAGAAUGAUGAGGAUUUUUUGGGUGAUUAAGCUUGCCCGUCACUUCAUUGGUCUUCAGACACUUGGUUUGACUCUCAAACGUUGUUACCGAGAGAUGGUUAUGUUACUUGUCUUCAUUUGUGUUGCCAUGGCAAUCUUUAGUGCACUCUCUCAGCUUCUUGAACAUGGGUUGGACCUGGAAACAUCCAACAAGGACUUCGCCAGCAUCCCUGCUGCCUGCUGGUGGGUGAUUAUCUCUAUGACUACAGUUGGCUAUGGAGACAUGUAUCCUAUCACAGUGCCUGGAAGAAUCCUUGGAGGAGUUUGUGUUGUUAGUGGCAUUGUUUUACUGGCAUUACCAAUCACUUUUAUCUACCAUAGCUUUGUGCAGUGUUAUCAUGAGCUCAAGUUUAGAUCCGUUAGAUGUAGUAGGAGCCUCUCCGCUGAGUUCCUCAAUUAGUGCAGUGCAAACCAGUUCUUGCACACACUCCAUAGA
Molecule: messenger RNA, 1926 nt
Organism: Otolemur garnettii (small-eared galago)
Lineage: Eukaryota; Metazoa; Chordata; Mammalia; Primates; Galagidae
Gene: KCNG3
Product: potassium voltage-gated channel modifier subfamily G member 3
Exons: 2
Coding region: 580-1890 (436 amino acids)
Biological process (GO): protein homooligomerization; potassium ion transmembrane transport
Cellular component (GO): voltage-gated potassium channel complex; membrane
Molecular function (GO): delayed rectifier potassium channel activity; protein binding
Source: RefSeq, a predicted model, not a curated record